Molecule: messenger RNA, 1290 nt
Organism: Frankliniella occidentalis (western flower thrips)
Lineage: Eukaryota; Metazoa; Arthropoda; Insecta; Thysanoptera; Thripidae
Exons: 8
Coding region: 1-1290 (429 amino acids)
Biological process (GO): detection of chemical stimulus involved in sensory perception of smell; sensory perception of smell
Cellular component (GO): plasma membrane
Molecular function (GO): olfactory receptor activity; odorant binding
Source: RefSeq, a predicted model, not a curated record
AUGUCGGGUAAAAUGAUCGCGGCUCUCAGAGGUAUUUUAACUGCCAUUAUUUUUGUGGAGGCCCUGGACGUCGUGGCGCGCUACCUGCGGAUGGUCUGCGCCUGGCCCGAGGGCCGCGGGCCGCUCGCGCGCGCGCUCUCGUACGUGCUGCCGUACACGUUCGCCUCAGCGGGCGCUCCGCCGCUGGUGUACUUCGCACUAGGCGAGCACGACGACAACGUAGAGCUCGUAGGCUUCUUAGCGGACGCGCUCGGCUGUUGUCUCUGUGGCUUCAAGAUGUUCCAACAACAGAAGCACGCCGUUACGAAAUCAUCCGCCAAUUCCCCCUGCCCAGCCAUUAUCCCCACAGUCAACCCCUGCCUGAAGCACCCCGGUGUCCCUCAGAUCAUGGCCGUGCGCGAGAUCCUGGACGGCUUCACGCCGAUGGAGCGCUCUGUGGCCGCGCAGGCCGAGCCGCUUAACGAGCACUGCGAGAGGCGGAGCGUCACCAUACUACGUCGCUUCAUGCGCGCUUACUCGGUGGUGUCCGGCCUCACGAUCUUCUUCAUGAUCGUAGCCGUCAUUCGCAACGACCCCUGGUACUGCGUCAAGGCACCCCGGUAUAUGAUGGAGACGAGACCGCUGUACAUCACCAUGGUGGUCCUGGCCACGACUUCAUUGUACACCUUCCCCGUGGCGAUAGGUCUCUUUGACGGACUGAUCUUAACGCUGAGCCUCCACAUGGCCUGCAAGUGCGACGUGCUGGUCCUGAUGCUUCGGCAGGCGGUGCGCCAGGACGCCGACGAGAUUGGCCUCCAGGACGGCGCCGAGGAGGGAAAACACCUCCGCCUGUGCGCGAUCUACCACCAGCAGAUCAUCAGGCUGCACAGCGCUUCCGAGUCCAUGUUCUGCACCGUCGCCCUGUGCCAGAUGUUCUACGUCCUCUUCGGCCUGGGCACUCCGCUCUUUCGCAUGCUGAACAAGACGCAGGAGGUGCUACCGCAGGACGUCGCCUUCGGCAUCGUCUACGUGAUGUUUACAUUCACUCAGCUGUUCACCUUCUGCUAUUCCGGGGACCUCGUGGCUAAAGCGUCAGCACGGCUGUCCUCGGCGACCUACUCGUCCUUCCACCCGUCGCUGUCCGGGAAGGAUACGCGGCUGGGACGCAUCCUACACUUGAUCGUCCUGCGCGCGCAGAGACCCCUGUUCCUCACAGCGGGCCGCCUCACCAACCUCACGCUACAACUGUUCCAGGACGUGAGUGAUGAAGCCUUAGUUUGUUAUCAAACAAAGACAUUUUGUAGUCGGUAG